AUGGCAGCAGGUUUUUACUUGGUGUGCUUCCUCUCUGUGGCUGGCGGACUGUUGAUUGCAGGAACUAUGUCUGCCCCUCUUAAAAUUGCUUGCUGUCCUGCCGGUUGGACUCCAUUUGGACAUCGCUGUUUCAUUUUCUUCCACGAGGCAAGGGAAUGGAUAUUUGGAGAGCAUGUAUGCCGUUCACUCGGUGGGAAUCUGGCCUCAAUCCACACUCCUGAGGAAAAUGCCUUCCUCGGUGAUUAUAUUGAAAAAGUGGCUGGCUCCCGUGUACAUACUUGGAUCGGGGGCACUGAUGAGGCACAAGAGGGAACGUGGCUGUGGACUGAUGGCUCACCAUUUAACUACCAAUCCUGGAGUCCUGGGGAGCCUAAUAACCUUGGACAAGAGCACUGCAUUGAAAUGAACUGGAGAGAGUACUUCUGGAACGACAACCAGUGUUACCAUGAAAGAGCUUAUCUUUGUGCCAAAGACCAGAUCUAA
Plectropomus leopardus (leopard coralgrouper) is the source of this 483-nucleotide messenger RNA. Its product is annotated as galactose-specific lectin nattectin-like. The record is from RefSeq and is a predicted model, not a curated record. NCBI's taxonomy places the organism in Eukaryota, Metazoa, Chordata, Actinopteri, Perciformes, Serranidae.